AUGGAGAACACAAGAGUGUUCGUGUCUGGCCUUCCGCCGACAUUCACAAAUGAUCAACUGAGGAAGCAUUUUUCAAGCCGCUUCCAGAUCACAGACGCUCAUGUACUUCCAAAGCGCAGGAUUGGCUUCGUCGGCUUCAAAAGCCCAGAGGCAGCCCAGCAAGCGGCUUCUUACUUCAAUAAAACAUAUGUCAAGAUGUCUAAGAUCUCAGUAGAGAUUGCUAAGCCGAUUGACUCUGAGCCUGUCAAAAAGACAGAGAAAUACAAGAAACAAUCAGCCUCAGAUGACUCAGCCGCAGGAAACACACUCAAACGUAAACGGGAUGGGGAUAACACCCAGAAGGAUUCCCAAUUGCAAGAGUACCUUUCCAUAAUAGAGCAUCCUUCGAAGACUAAAACGUGGGCCAAUGGUGAAGACUUUCUCAACACAGUUCAAAACCAACCACCAUCAAGUGACCAGCGCGAUGAUACGACUGAACAAGUCGAGGAGCCUUCUCACAAUCAGCGGAAGAAAGCGAGAGUGGAGGACCAACAAGAGGUGGCCCAUGGUCGAGAGCCUGAACCAAUGGUUUUUGACAAGACUGAGGAAGAGCAUGAGAGAACAAUUGCAGAUGAGCGGGGUGAAGCUAUUUCCCACACACAAGAAGAGCCAGACCCAGUCUCGGAUGCCGAUUGGCUUCGUUCGAAGACGAGUCGUCUUCUAGGUCUACUUGACGAGGACGAGCAGGUUGAAUUCGAUUCUACAGCCCAGCGAAAAUCCGAUACAUCGCCGCAGCCAGCGACUGUCUCAAAAGCCGACGUUCAACACUCCAAUGAUAGCAAGACUGCUGUCGAAUCAUCGACCGAGGCAGAGGAGGUUGACACGAAUAUUGAAAAUAUACGUCUUUCCUCACGGUUGUUUGUUCGAAAUCUACCCUACGACGCCAGUGAAUCAGAUCUGGAGCCCGUUUUUUCCAAGUUUGGCAAAGUUGAAGAGAUUCACGUUGCCUUUGACACUCGGUCUACCACCAGCAAGGGAUUCGCCUACGUCCAGUACAUCGAACCUGAUGCGGCCGUCCAGGCAUAUAAAGAGUUGGAUGGAAAGCACUUUCAAGGCCGCUUAAUGCACAUCUUGCCGGCUGCUGCGAAGAAGACUUACAAAAUCGACGAACAUGAACUGUCGAAAUUACCUCUCAAGAAACAAAAGCAGAUCAAGCGGAAGAUGGAAGCUUCUUCGUCCACAUUCAGCUGGAAUUCAUUAUACAUGAAUACUGAUGCAGUCAUGUCCUCGGUGGCUGAGCGACUUGGUGUCUCCAAAGCUGAUCUUUUAGAUCCCACUUCGGCAGAUGCCGGCGUGAAGCAAGCACAUGCUGAGACGCAUGUCAUUCAGGAAACCAAAGCCUACUUCACAGCGAACGGUGUCAAUCUCGACGCCUUCAAGCAGCGGGAGCGAGGCAAUACUGCCAUUCUAGUAAAAAACUUCUCUUAUGGCGUCAAGGUUGACGAUUUGAGAAAGUUAUUUGAGCCCUAUGGUCAGAUCACAAGACUACUAAUGCCACCCAGUGGUACAAUAGCGAUCAUUGAAUUUGCUAGGCCAGAUGAAGCGCAGAAUGCUUUCAAAGGCCUUGCAUACCGAAAAGUGGGAGACUCUAUCCUCUUCUUAGAAAAAGCCCCUACGAAUCUUUUCGAUGCGAUAAGUGUGUCGCAGACUUCCGUCCCCGAGACCAAGGCUGUGUCCCAAGGCUUCUCGACAGCCGACACUUUCGCAGCUGACGAUGCGGACGAACCUGUGGUCACAUCGACCCUCUUCGUAAAGAACCUUAACUUUUCCACGACCAACGAAAAGUUCACGGAGCUGUUCAAGCCACUGGACGGCUUCGUUUCGGCCAGGAUCAAAACCAAGCCUGAUCCUAAACGACCUGGACAGACACUUAGCAUGGGCUUUGGCUUUGUCGACUUCAGGACGAAAGCUCAGGCCCAGGCUGCUCUUGCUGCAAUGAAUGGCUACAAGCUUGAUCAACAUGAGUUGGUAGUAAGGGCAUCCAACAAGGCCAUGGAUGCUGCCGAGGAGAGAAGACGCGAGGACACAGCAAAGAAAAUUGCGGCGCGUCGGACAAAAAUCAUCAUCAAGAACUUACCAUUCCAAGCAACCAAGAAAGAUGUCAGGUCGCUCUUUGGAGCCUAUGGGCAGCUACGCUCUGUGCGGGUUCCUAAGAAGUUUGACCGGUCUGCUCGUGGUUUCGGUUUUGCUGACUUCGUAAGCGCUCGCGAAGCGGAAAAUGCCAUGGACGCGCUUAAGAAUACGCAUCUCCUGGGUAGAAGAUUGGUAUUGGAAUUCGCAAAUGAGGAGGCCAUUGAUGCAGAGCAAGAGAUCGAGCAGAUCGAGAAGAAAGUAGGGGAGCAGCUGGACAGGGUCAAACUGCAAAAGCUCACAGGAACCGGGCGCAAAAAGUUCACUGUAGGGGCACAGGAAGACGAGGAGAGCUGA
Messenger RNA from Aspergillus thermomutatus, 2466 nucleotides. RefSeq names its product RNA-binding ribosome biosynthesis protein MRD1 (gene mrd1). The record is from RefSeq and is a predicted model, not a curated record. The coding region runs from base 1 to 2466 and encodes 821 amino acids. Gene Ontology annotation, molecular function: RNA binding. The transcript has 4 exons. Lineage: Eukaryota; Fungi; Ascomycota; Eurotiomycetes; Eurotiales; Aspergillaceae.